Ostrinia nubilalis (European corn borer) is the source of this 6452-nucleotide messenger RNA. RefSeq names its product sialin. Bases 236 to 1693 code for a protein of 485 amino acids. NCBI's taxonomy places the organism in Eukaryota, Metazoa, Arthropoda, Insecta, Lepidoptera, Crambidae. Gene Ontology annotation, biological process: monoatomic anion transport; transmembrane transport. The transcript is spliced from 12 exons. Gene Ontology annotation, molecular function: transmembrane transporter activity. Gene Ontology annotation, cellular component: membrane. The record is from RefSeq and is a predicted model, not a curated record.
CAGUCGGGUUUCUGCGCUUGUCGGUGUUGGGUGUGCGUCUUUCUCGACUCUAGAAUUUUCGUAUCUCAAAUUGAAACUUACAGUAGAUAGUUUUAAUUUAUUUUUUAUAACGUUAAGUCUUGAACAUUGUAAGCUUUAGUUAUCAGUGUGUUAAUUAUUGUUUAGUGUGUUUUAUCUCUAAUUAAUUUAGUGUUAUAAAUAAGACGAAUCUAAAGUCAUUCCAAAGGCGUGCACCAUGGCCAAAACAGAGAAGUCUUUUCCGAGAAAUUUCACAGGUUGUCUAACAUGCGUCCAAGUGUUGAACAUCAUGGUCCUCCUGGGCUUCAUGCUCAACUACGCCCUCCGAGUGAACCUCACCAUUGCGAUUGUCGAAAUGAUCUACGACGAAAAGGACAACGUCACUGCAGUAGUCAAUGCUACACACGAUAUGCUAAACGUUACAGAGCAUCCAGAGCACAUAGAACAAACCCGCUAUCACUGGGACACGAAACAAAAGAACCAUUUGCUCGGAUGCUUCUUCUGGGGUUACGUGCUCACAGAACUACCAGGCGGUCGACUGGCAGAAAUUGUUGGGGCUCGGCGAGUAUUUGGCUACAGUACGCUGCUCGCAAGUUUGCUCACACUCUUCACGCCGACUGCUGCCAGCUUGGGUUUUGGAUGGGCAGUAGCUGUGAGGGUAGUCCUUGGCUUUUUGCUAGGAGCAACGUGGCCCGCCAUACUCCCAAUGGCCUCCAAAUGGAUCCCCCCCAUGGAUAGAUCUAAAUUCAUGUCCAACAUGAUGGCAUCGUCCCUGGGAGCCGCUAUUACUAUGCCGAUCUGCGGUUUUCUCAUCGCACACUUUGGCUGGGAAUCUGCCUUCUACUUCACUGGAAUAAUCGGCUUGAUGUGGUCUGUGGCCUGGUUCGCGGUGGUCUACGACACUCCCGCGCAGCACCCUCGCAUCUCGGAGGCUGAGAGGAACUUCCUCAUGAAGGCGCUGCCACAGGACAACAACACUAAAGGGCACAUGCCAGUCCCCUGGAAGAGUCUGAUACUGUCAGCGCCGGUGUGGGCCAUCAUAAUCACUCACGGCGCCUCGGUGUUCGGAUACUUCACCGUGGUCAACCAGCUGCCUACCUACAUCGAGAGCAUCCUGCAUUUCAACAUAAAGCACAACGGUCUGCUCUCUUCUCUGCCUUACUUGGGCAAGUACCUGUGCGCGCUGGCUUCCUCCGUGCUCGCCGACCACCUACGCCGCAGCGGGCGGCUGUCCACCACUGCUGCGAGAAAACUCUUCACUGGAUUUGCUGUCGGACUGCCGGGCGUGAUGAUGCUAGCUCUGGUAGCUUACGGCCAAGAGCGCGUGUGGUCCAUCGCCAUCUUCACGGCGGCGCUCACCAUCAACGGCGCCGUCACUGCCGGCUACCUCGGCAACGGGCUUGAUAUUGCUCCUAACUUCAGCGGCACAAUAUUCGGUAUGGCCAACACGCUGUCGUCGUUUGGCGGCUGGCUGUCCACCUACAUGGUCGGUGAACUUACCAAAGAAAAUAACACCCUCGAGCAAUGGAAGAUAGUAUUCUACAUCCUCUCGGGUACCUACGUGCUUGGAGCGCUAUGCUUCACGUGCCUGGGCUCCGGCGAGCUGCAGCCGUGGAACUCGCCGCAGAAGCCGAUCUCCAGGGAGGACGAGCCUCUGAACGAGGAAAAGGCGUGAGGAGGAAACGGUAGGGUGGGGAUGUAACACCAUACAGAUACGGUGGACCCAUCGUUCGUUCGUUCGUUUCAGCCGAAAGACGUCCACUGCUGGACAAAGGCCUCCCCCAAGGAUUUCCACAAAGACCGGUCCUGCGCCCUCGCAUCCAGGCACCUCCCGCGACCUUCACCAGAUCGUCGGUCCACCUAGUGGGAGGCCUGCCCACGCUACGUCUUCCGGCUCGUAGUCGCCACUCAAGAACUUUCCUGCCCCAGCGGCCAUCAGCUCUUCGAGCUAUGUGCUCCGCCCAUUGCCACUUGAUUUUAGCGAUUAUGCGGGCGCAUACCAUACGGAGGACCCAUACUACGGAUUACAAGUCACUCAUAAUACUUUUUACAUAAUGGAUUUAUUUAUUUACAUCUCGAUAUUUUUACAGGAUGUUUUACCCAACGUUCAGUCUUUCACUAUGGGACUUCUGAAAUCACAAGAAAAAAAUCGACUGUAAAAUACAAAAUUCUUUUUUUUGUGGGACUUAUGCCCGUUUUCACCAUCAAUCCCAAUUUUUAAGUGACCCCUAUGUAAAUAAUAUUCCUGUUAUGUAUUACCAUAUGGCUCACUUAAAAAUUAGGGAUUGAUGGAAAAAAACCGACUCCAAAAAACCUACACUAAAACGUAGAAAAAUAAUUACUAAUUACCUACUUAUUUAUUAGGACGAAUUAUUAAUAUUUAUGUAGGUAUACCAUGAUUGAUACUUCUGGAGUCGGUGCCAAGAUUAUGAAACAUGUAAAGUUUGCCUGCACCGACUCCAAAAGUAUCAAUCAUGGUAUACCUACAUAAAUAUUAAUAAUUCGUCCUAAUAAAUAAGUAGGUAAUUAGUAAUUAUUUUUCUACGUUUUAGUGUAGGUUUUUUGGAGUCGGUUUUAUUUUUUUUUAUAAAAUUUUACUUAUUUCUUGCUUUUUAGUUAACUAAUUAUUACCUUGAUGUUACCACUGAAGGUAGGCAGUACACUGAGACCAAAAAAAAUUGGUUCAUAAUCGGCGGAGAUAUUGCGUAUAAAAAAGUUCAUCCCCAAUUUUCCACCCUUAGGGGUGAAAUAUUUUCUUCAAAUUCGCAUGAAACCACCCUUUUGAUAAUACCUAUUCAACAAAAAAAUAAUCGUUCAAAUUGGUUUAUAAUCGGCGGAGAUAUUGCGUAUAAAAAAGUUCAUCCCCAAUUUUCCACCCUUGGGGGUUGUUUUUUUUAUUAUUAAAUUUAAAUGGGACCACCCUUGAGGUAUUACCUAUACGCCGAAAAAAGAUUUGUUCAAAUCGGUUCAUAAUUGGCGGAGUUAUCGCGUAACAAACAUAGAAAAAAAAAAAAAAAAAAAAAAAAAAAAACAUACGGGUCGAAUUGAGAACCUCCUCCUUUUUUGAAGUCGGUUGAAAAAUGGGCAUUAGUUAGAGUCGGUCCCAUAUUGAAAGUUGUUUAUAUUAAUGAGUAAAACAUUCUGUAAAAAUAUCGAGACAGUAAAAAAAACAUUUAGCAUUUAUUAUUUAUUGAUUCAUAUCCUUUCAGUUCAGUUUCAUGAAUAUCUAUUAGUCAUAAUAUAUUUUUAUAGAAAUAACGUAUUGUGGUUUGAACCAAUUUUCAAUAACUUUAGGUAAUAUUUAGAAUUUUUCCUUACCUAUCUGUAAAUGGUGUUACAAACCCAUCUGUUUAGAUAACUCAAAGCCCGAAGAAACUACAGCUAAUGUCUAAAUGGAUAAAUAAUAGUGUUUAAGUUUCCCCUGGAUCGGUAAAAAAGACUGGGUGAAUGAGAUUUGCCAGCCGUGUCAUAAUAAUUAAGUAAAUGAAUAUUUUUAUUACCUUAAUUAGGUUUACUUUGUAAACUAAUACUUUUAUAACGGUUGCUGUUCUAAUACUUAAUUACAACUUAUAUUUAUUUUACUAUUAAUUCUGCACCACUGUUUAUUUCAAAAUUUUUAAAAAUACCUAUGGCAAGGUUGAGAAAUCUCGAAACUAUUGGUUUUGUAACUAUACUUAUAUGAGUAUUGCUACAAAACUAAGGCACAGUGUUGAUUGGGUUUUUGUUAGUUAUCAACAAUACCCCAGUUAUAUCUGUACCUAAUGUUAUUGUUGCGACAAAAAUACCAAUUUCAAUUUAUAUUUCCUCUUCGGUGUUUUUGUCACAGCAACUAGCAUAGAAAAAGUAAAAAAAAAACAAAAAAAGGCUGUUAACGUAUAAAUUGUGAUGUAUUUAUAUAACGUGCCGGCUUGCGCAAUGGACACUCGAUAACACGCCGAUUUGUAUAGCUCUACCCACGCGCGUAACGUCGAAAUGUAUGGCAUAAUUGUACCAAACCAUUUGUGUCAAAUUGCAUUACUUGUACGCGUUUUGUAUACAAUUUCCUUAACUAGUGAAACAUGUAAAAGUAUAUUUGUACAAAAAACAUUUUUCUGAGUUACUAAGUAAAAAAAUUACAUUUGUAACUCCACCAAACCCAUCGAUUUCAGAUGAAAUUACAUAACUUCACUAAGCAAAUCCAUCAAGCGUGUGUAGCUACGCUAUAGAAAUCGGCACUUCGAUUUAUAACGGUGAUUCUGUGAAACCCGACUCAUCGUUUUGAAUAUUUAGAGUUAAGUAAGUCUCAAGAAAUCGUAUUGUGUAAUGUUGUUGACCCUAUACGCUUUGGGUUUUUGGUGCGUGGAUAUGUCGCUAAGUUCAAUAAAGUAUUUAAAAUUAAUCUCAAACAGUAUUGAAAUAGGUAUUUACCAUUGGAAUAGAUACAAUUGCAUUCUCUCAUAACAUUCGAUCACCGAUCACACACUUUAUUGAACCAGUAUUUCGUAUCCAUGUGCUAUGUUUUGUUGCAAUGCGAGCUCGUUGUAAUACGCUUUCAACCGAUGAUGUUAAAUGAUGCCUAAAGUCGGUGUAAGUAUUUUUAAUUAACUUUUGAGAAACUAGUUCGUGACAAAAGUCGAUUUAAAAUACUUGCCUAUCAUGCGCUUUACGCAUUAAUAAAUGAUUUAUGUUAAUAUAUAUAGUCGGUUUGUAGGUCGCCGCGACUUGCUCGGGGCAUGAACUGAUAGGUAGUAGGUAGCGCGAAUUAAAGGGACCAAACUAAGGGCAACAAACAACGCUUAUUUAUAGUAGGGAAUACACUUCCCACUGCAACAGCAGAACCGUAGCAAACAUAUUUUUCUACUAUAAAACUAGCGAACUACAUAAGAUUUCUUGUUUUAUCUACAAUUAAGUAUUUUAACUAAGUAUCAAUUUAUUUAUUUUUCUACUAUGUCGAAAGUUUAGGAAAAUUCUGAGCCAUUCUAGUUUACCAGUGGACGGUCGGAACGUGUCCAUAGACAAGUCUCGAUUCUUUUACCGUAAGACAUAGAUAUUAAGAUUAAGCCAUGUUCGCACCUAGCUUUAUUACAAGGGACAAUGCAUUGUUAUAUUGUGCAUUUCGACAGCUGUGAUAAAGAGAUUUGUCUAUGGCCUGCACAUAUAGUGUUGUUAAUGUUUAGAGCUCGCACAUUUUAGAUCCCUCGCGUUUUUGGAAAAUGAAUCUAUACGGCUAUUAGUAGUUCCUAAAUUACGAUCAGUAUUUAGUAAAGGUUUCGUUUCGCUCCGUUCCCCGGGCGGGCCUCUUCCAACGGUUGCAGGGUAUAUACGUCCAAUGAGUACAUUAUGCAAGCAUAACUAAGCUCGCGCGUCUGUGGGAACGAUUAAUUCUUAUAAAUAUUAGGUAUUAUUCAUUAUUUAUAUUAAUAUAAUUAAGGAAACGUGUCAAGUAUUUGUACUACUUUUCAUGUAACUACUUUCGAAAUUGUAUUUUUAUCGUAUUAAAAACACUUUUGAGGUAGUUUCUUUAGUUAGGAAAUGACACCACUCAAAUUACGGUCGUUAAUGAACAAAUAAUUUGAUUAAUUUAAUUUAUAUCUGACAUAUCCGAGUUAAAAUAUCAAUUUGAAUUUAUUAUAAUGCCAUGUUAAUUUAAAAAUAUUUUAAGUAUUUCAUGUUUUACUUCGUCUCAGUACUAGUGCGUAAAGUCGAUAAUUUUAUUCUAUGUAAUAAUAUUCUUGUGGAAUACUAUGAUAGUGUUUAUCGCCAAUGAGAUCUUUUGUAAUAGUUUACCGUGUUAAUUGCAUUAUCAUUAACUAAUUUUAUGUAUUUGCAUUAUUUAUAAGCAAUAGUCAACGUCAGAAUUUUAAUUACUACAUUGUGUUACUUAAUAAAUGCGUAACAUACUUUUUAAUGAAACUAUUUGUCAAAUAUGUGAAAUACCCGUCGUACUGAGUUAAUUACUUUUCAUCACAAACUAACGUAAGACACUCGACCUUUAGAAUCUAACACCUAAAUUAUCAUUAAAGGAUAUCGUAUAGAGGUAUUGGAAAGCAGAUAAUGGAAUAAGUAUAAUGUAAUGAAAUCGUUCUUGCUGACUGCCAUCGCUGUCUUCGUUGCGCUAUCGAUACAUUAAAUGAUACCCAUUGUGUUUAUCGAUAUGUUAGGACACCUCUAAAACAUUGUCGACGAAAUACCAACCCUAUUCUAUCUAUUCUAGAGGUCGAGUUAUUUUCAUAGAUAUUUUUAUUUUCAAAUUGCCGAUGUUCAUUCUCACUGUAUGACGAAUCCAGUCGAUCGACUGACGCGUGUUCAGCCGAUUGUGUUAAUGUAUUAGCAAUAUGUUAUUGUAUGAUUAUAUUAAUGCAUGUGGACAUUAGUUAACAUUGUUAGUCGCCAAUGACAAUUCUGUACUUUUGUGAACCAUUUAUUUUUUUUAAAUAAAGUUUUUAUGAAAAAUA